Messenger RNA from Pteropus alecto (black flying fox), 8226 nucleotides. It is a transcript of the gene NEBL, whose product is annotated as nebulette. Gene Ontology annotation, cellular component: Z disc. Bases 366 to 2936 code for a protein of 856 amino acids. NCBI's taxonomy places the organism in Eukaryota, Metazoa, Chordata, Mammalia, Chiroptera, Pteropodidae. Gene Ontology annotation, biological process: cardiac muscle thin filament assembly. The record is from RefSeq and is a predicted model, not a curated record. Gene Ontology annotation, molecular function: actin filament binding. The transcript is spliced from 27 exons.
GCACAAAACAAAAUUGUAUUAUCAGUCUUCGACUAUCACAGAAUUUAUUUCAAAAAGAACUAAAUAUUACUACCUAAGACAUCCACGUGACAGCUAACAUAAGGAUUGCAGUGGAUUCAAAGCAGGAAUAUACAUUUUAUACAAUCAAUACCAGAGGCUGUUUGCAGAUCCAUCAUUAAUUAUGCAAAAAAAAAAAAAAACUCUCUCGUAACACAGGUGAUGGAGAAAUAUUAUAUAAAGAGGAAGGAAAAGAAAAACCCAGAUGACAAAUCUUGUAUUAUACAGACUGACUGAAAUACACAGUGAAGAGCCAAUAAGAACUUAUUACAUGAUGGGAAAUGAGGUAAAGCAGCCGUUGAAGUCUGAUGAAGGUGUUCUUUAAGCCUGUUAUUGAAGACCUGAGCAUGGAACUGGCCAGAAAAUGCACUGAACUCAUUAGCGAUAUCCAUUAUAAAGAAGAAUAUAAAAAAUCUAAGGACAAGUGUACAUUUGUGACGGACACUCCUAUGCUAAACCACGUAAAAAAUAUUGGUGCUUUUAUUUCUGAGGCAAAAUACAAAGGCACCAUUAAGGCGGACCUUUCCAAUUCUCUUUAUAAGCGGAUGCCAGCCACAAUUGACAGCGUCUUUGCAAGAGAAGUUACGCAGCUUCAGAGUGAGAUUGCCUACAAGCAGAAACACGAUGCUGCCAAAGGAUUCUCAGAUUACGCCCAUAUGAAGGAGCCACCGGAGAUCAAACACGCCAUGGAGGUUAAUAAAUACCAGAGUAAUAUUUCUUAUAGAAAAGAUAUGCAGGAUACCCACGUGUAUAACGCGAAGCUCGACAGACCAGACAUCAAGAUGGCAACGCAGAUCUCUAGGAUCAUAAGCAAUGCAGAGUACAAGAAAGGGCAAGGAGUGAUGGAUAAAGAGCCUGCUGUAAUUGGAAGACCAGAUUUUGAACAUGCUGUGGAAGCUUCUAAACUUUCUAGUCAAAUUAAAUACAAAGAAAAAUUUGAUAACGAAAUGAAGGAUAAGAAACAUCAUUACAAUCCCCUUGAAAGUGUUUCUUUUAGGCAAAGUCAGAUUGCCACUGAACUGGCCAGUAAUCGAGAGUAUAGAAAGCUUUUUGAAGAAAAUAAAGGAAUGUAUCAUUUCGAUGCGGACGCUGCGGAACACCUGCACCACAAAGACAAUGCCAAGCUCCAGAGCCAGGUUAAGUACAAAGAAAAAUACGAGAAAAAUAAAGGGAAAUCGAUGCUUGAAUUUGUUGAGACACCAUCAUAUCAAGCUUCAAAGGAGGCUCAGAAGAUGCAGAGUGAGAAAGUUUACAAAGAGGAUUUUGAGAAGGAGAUUAAAGGAAGGUCAUCACUGGAUUUAGACAAAACUCCAGAAUUUUUACAUGUAAAGUACAUCACCAAUCUUCUGAAGGAGAAGGAAUAUAAAAAAGAUUUGGAAAAUGAAAUAAAAGGGAAAGGAAUGGAACUUAAUUCAGAAGUUCUUGAUAUUCAAAGAGCAAAAAGAGCAUCUGAAAUGGCUAGUGAGAAAGAAUACAAGAAAGAUCUGGAGUCAAUAAUUAAAGGGAAAGGAAUGCAAGUUGGCAUCGACGCCCUUGAAAUACAACAUGCCCGAAAAGCUUCAGAGAUGGCUAGUGAGAAAGACUAUAAAAGAGAUCUGGAGACUGAAAUUAAAGGGAAGGGCAUGCAGGUGAGCACAGACACGCUCGAUAUCCAGAGAGCUAAGAAAGCAUCGGAAAUGGCUAGUGAGAAAGAAUAUAAGAAAGACUUAGAAAAUGAAAUCAAAGGGAAAGGAAUGCAAGUGAGCAUGGACAUUCCAGAUAUGCUUCGAGCCAAGAGGGCAUCUGAAAUCUAUAGCCAGAAAAAGUAUAAAGAUGAAGCAGAGAAGAUGCUCUCUAACUAUUCUACUGUGGCAGAUACUCCCGAAAUUCAGAGAAUUAAGACAACUCAACGAAACAUUAGUGCAGUGAAAUACAAAGAAGAGAUAAAACAUGCAACAGCCAUUUCUGAUCCUCCGGAGCUAAAGAGAGUUAAAGAAAAUCAGAAGAACAUCAGCAAUCUCCAGUACAAAGAGCCAAGCUACAGGGCAACCCCAGUGAGCGUGACACCAGAGAUAGAGAGAGUGAAGAGGAACCAAGAGCAGCUGAGUCCGGUAAAAUACAAAGGAGAGAUCAAACAGGCAACCGCAAUUUCUGACCCACCAGAGCUGAAGAGAGUUAAAGAAAACCAGAGGAACAUCAGCAAUGUUUAUUAUAAAGGUCAGCUGGGAAGAGCUACUGCUUUAAGCGUAACUCCCGAAAUGGAAAGAGUAAAGAAGAAUCAAGAAAAUAUUAGUUCGGUAAAAUAUACCCAGGACCAAAAACAGAUGAAAGGUAGACCAAGUCUGAUUUUAGAUACACCUGGUCUGAGACAUGUCAAAGAAGCACAAAAUCAUAUUUCCAUGGUAGGGUACAAGCAGAUCCAUCUUCUCACAACUAAAAAAAAGGCGAGUCACUAUAGGAGACAGCGGUCUCGAUCUCAUUCGAGCAGCACUUUUGGGACAGGUCUGGGAGAUGACAAGUCCGAAAUCUCCGAGAUUUACCCUAGUUUUUCAUGCUGCAGUGAGGCAACAAGGCCAUCUGAUGAAGGAGGAAUCUAUGUGUGUAUUUCAUGUGCAGCACCUGUUCUUCCUGGAGCCUACCAGCAAAGCCAUUCCCAAGGCUAUGGGUACAUGCACCAGACCAGCCUUUCAUCCAUGAGGUCAAUGCAGCAUUCCCAGAAUCUAAGGACCUACCGAGCCAUGUACGAUUACAGUGCCCAGGAUGAAGAUGAGGUCUCCUUCAGGGAUGGCGACUACAUCGUCAAUGUGCAGCCCAUCGAUGACGGGUGGAUGUACGGCACAGUGCAGAGAACCGGGAAAACGGGCAUGCUCCCCGCGAAUUACAUCGAGUUUGUUAAUUAAUUCUUUCUCCUGGCCCUUUGAGCUCUAUUCUAAUGUAUUCUAAACCUAAUCUUUUUAAGAGAUAGAAGCUACUUUUAAGACAACUUGGCAGUUAUUUUACAAUAAUCUAUCCUUACUCUGACAAUUAGACACACAGGCACCAGGAAGAAGGAAUGACUUCUGGGCUGAAGAGAGCAGCGUUUUCAGUAAUUCCUACAAACAGAAUAAUUAGGUCUGGAGACCUGGUGCUGCUAAUUGUGUUAUUGGUUUCUUUUGAUUGGCUAUUGAAUCCUUCUGGGAAAUGUAUUUUUGUAGACUUUAAUAGAGAUGUUGAUUGUCCCGUAAAUGUAACAAGUAUAUGAGACUUCUUAGCUGUCACUUUGGAAUCACCAGAAGCCAGUUCUCUUAAUUCAGUAACACAGCCAAUAAUUUAAAAACUGUUUAGUUUUGGAGUCAUUAGGCAGUUUCCAAUUCCAGUGAAAAUUGCCUAAUAUAAUAAAUGCAAGCAGUGGCAGAAUAAUAGUUUGGUUCAAAUUAAAUUGACUGGUGGCCUUAGGGACCUGGAAACUUCUGUUGAACAAAGAAAAGUUUUUGUUUCCUUGGCCAACUUGGUUCUCUUUAUUUCUCAUUUGUACCAAGGCACAUCCUACUCCCCAUUUACAUUCUGUGGACCCAAGUGUAUGCUUGGCUCCAUAGCCUGUCAGAACCAAAUGACUUCACAGCUACUCUGCAGAGGGCAAACUUAAGUCCAUCUCUAUUAUUUCCUAAUCACCCUUACCCUGUUGCAUGACAUGUAGGUUCAAGCUUCUGUAACAUAGGCAGCUGUCCCGCCCAUCCCUGUGAUUAAAGCAGAGAGUGUGGCUGGUAUAUAAAAGCCUUUCUUCUAGUUGCCAGCUCAUCAGAAAAACAUAUUUUGAAAAGUUGCUUGAGAUUCUCCUGCUGCAUCGCACUCUAGUUUCGAAGGAUUUGCACCUUAGGAAAUAGUCGUAUACUCUAGUAAAUAAGUGAUUUAGGUGUUUACUGAACAGCUUUCAUUAACUUAAUGCCGCUCUUGAUUUAAAAGUUAAGAAAACUUCACACAAGCCAGUGACAAAGUGGAAUAUGAAGUGUGCUGGAGAAAACCAGCAAAGAAAAGUUACCAACUUCACAUAGAGAGAAGGAGCUGAUCUGGUUUCUUAUUUUGGAAAAUGGUAUUCAGAUUCUGGAGUGGAAAUCUAGCCACUGAAGCCAGUUAAUGAAAAGACUUCCUUUCUACUUUCUGCUUUUUAUUUUCCAGAUCACAUUCAGAAGGUGAGCUAGAAAUGUCAUCAGAGAUUUUAGGUAUAAACCCACUAGAAAAGGAACUGUCAGAUUUUGAUUUCCAAAUGAGGGACCUUGAGGUUUCUUGCUGGAUUCACAGCCAUGACUGCAGCCAUUGCUGACGGGUCAUUAAAUUUCACCUGGAGUUCACGGUCAAGAUCACGAGAAAUUACUGUCUAUCAGCAACUUUGUUUUUCUGAUUGUGCCAGUUAUUGGAGACUGCAACAGGGUAGCAUUUAAGCAAGGUCUGACUCUACAGUUGUGGUGAACCUAAAAAAAAACAAAGUUAUAAAACUGUAAUAAUGUAUGGGUCUUGGGGAUAUCUACCUGAUGUGAUACAGUCAAAGAAAUUAACAAAAUAUCCUGUAAGAUAUCGUUUAUUGAAAUGCUUAUUAGUCCAAAGGCAAAUGUUAGUUCAUUUACACCUUUGAAAAUUUAGCAAAUACUUUUGAAAAUCAUUUUACUCAGUUAAAAGUGUAUUAAGUAAAGUUUAUUACGCGUAAGCUGCAUUUACAUGACAGACAUAAAUUGAAAAGAGAAAGCUCAGUAUGUUAGCUGUAACUGAAAAUUUUUUAAAAAUUAAAAAGAAAAAAUGUAGGAAUAUUACUACAGAUUUUUUUGAGGGGGCUUUACAGAUUACUAAAUAACCAGCUUGACUGAUUUUCUAUCAUUGAAAUGACCAGUCAUGAUUAAAUGGAUUAAACCCCAUGUCAGUUUUAAUGUCUUGUACACAAACCUACAAACACAAGCCGAUCUUGCAAUAUUCUUGCAAAAUUUUCUGUGUAUUAAAACUAUGGGAAAUAAGUUGACUCAAUUUUAUGAUAUCAUUAAGUAAACAUUUACGUUUCACCCAGACAGAACUCUUUUCAUGAUUAUAAAAAGGAAUAGUUUUUGAUUAAAUUGCAGACAUAAAUGUAGGACAGGUACAAUUUUUGAUAGCUAGCACAUUUAUAGAAGCUCAAAGAAAACUAACUUAAAAUGAUUUUAAUGGGGAAAGUUACCAUAAAGUAGCAGCUUGAUGUUUCAUUGGUUCUCUCAUCCACAGAUUUCAAAAUGAGAAAAUCAGAUUCAUUGAAUGUAAAAGUCAUACUUAUUUGGGGAAUAAUUCUCCUAAGAUUUUAAGCUUUACACAGUGUUUGCAUAGCUAGGUGUUUCUGCUUCCAGUCUUUAGGAAUUAAGAUCUGAUCAGAAUUUAACUAGAGGGAAGUUGUUUUACAAUAAAGACUGAGGUAGAACAGGAUGUUACAUGUUCCUGACACUAUAAUUGGAUAGGAUUGUUAUUGUUUCUAAAAUUUGUCAGGAUAAUAACCAUCUCAGCAGAAAUACAGGAAACAUAUAUGUAUAAUACCAAAGUGCUAUUUUGACAGCAGCAUUUUCAAAAUUACAUUCUUGAACAACUUUGCCUCUUUCCACACGCCACCACCCCCCCUUUAAUUUCCCAACAGAUGUCUCAUACUUUACACUGACAGUUAAAGAAGGGUUUAACAAACAUGUCUUUUAAAAAUCAAGUUUAAGUAGACUUUACAGAGAGCAUGCACCUGCUUUUAUAAAUUUGAUGUGUUCUCCAGCCCGAUAAAAGCACAAGGAGCAGUUUGAUAUGCUUUUAAAGGUUUCGAAAACAAAACUGUAUGUGGAUCAUAUCUUUCUGGAGAAAAGCAUAGCAACAGAAUAUAAUGCUUUUGUUGUAAGGUUUUGUAGUAAACGUUUUUACUAAUUCUUUGUCUCUAGGAAAGCUUUCUAUCUCUCACCUGUGGCAAAACAACUUCUUCAUGUGUUCUUGUUACUGUUUACACAUCCGCAGUGUAGCCUGCUUUGAAAUAUGUAUCUGAUUGUCAGAUGUCCCUGCAUCUUCUCAUGCCUCCCCUCCCACCUCCAGACACCACACAGGAAUUUGCAAGCACAAUUUCAAAGAGCACCUUGUAUGAAGAUGGAUGAGACUAGAGCAGCCCCUCUCAUGCCGCUAGGUUCAUUGCUCAAAGAGGAUGAAGAUGCGGUUUUGACAGUGUUCCCCAAAGUGUUUCUUUCCUUAUCCUCUCUCUCCAUGUUGAGCUAGUGGUCAAAGAGCCAGAUUUUCUAAAACAGUGGAAGUUCAGGAGGUGCAUCUCUUUUGCAGGUUUAUCCUUCUCCAGAGGACUGUUUUUAGUGAAAAGAUAAAGAAAAUAUGUGGGAUCCUUUAAUAACACAUCCCUAUAGAAAGUGGAUAUAGUUUAUACCAAAAUUACAAUAUAGAUAUAUAAAGAAAUAGGUGCCUUUUUGAUACCCUGGUUUAUCCACCAUGGUGUUGGAAAGAAAAUCAAACAAGCAAACUUCUGCCUGUUCUAUAGUAAUAUUUUAUUAUACAUGAUUGGUAUUUUUGUGGUGGAGAAACGAGAUUAGCUCCUGACAGGUGUACAAAGUGAUAGCUGAUUGUAUUUUACCUCUAAAGGUUUAGAACUUUAGAAAGUACUGACUCCCAUCUAUUUCUGAAAGGUUCUCUGUGGAUUUAUAUAUAGUUGAGAUGCGUAAACAUUGACUUUAGAUCUGAGAUUUAAAAUAAAAUACCUAUUGUAAGAUAGAAGAUUUAUCCUGAAACACUGGAUUUCGUUAACCAAUGUCACCAUAAAAAAUAAAUUAAUUAAUUUAAAACAUAGGAAAGAAAAAGAUAGAAGGUUUAUGUUACAAGGCUGCAUUCAUUGCACAAGAUGAAAUUCAUUUCAUAAGUUCGUGAUACUUUAGCUCUUUGCUGCUGAUAAUCUGAAAGUGGCUGGAGUGCGCUUGUUUUGGGUAUCGUGACAUGGAGGUGAGAAAGCUUUAGUUAAGUAAGAAGCUAUAUAAUUGAAUGCUAAAAUGAAGAUGCCCUUCUCAAGUAUUCCAUGCCCACUGGGGUCCUUUCCAGGCAGCCAUCAACUUUUGCUGAUCAAAAAAAAAAAAAAAAAAAAAAAAAGGCAUUGUAUGAUGCUACUGUGGCCGUCAUUCUCUGAUGUUUAAACUCCUGGAAUCCACAAUCCUGGAAGGGAUUCCCAGGGCAAAUUUCCUCCCCAAUUGUCCAUCUUACUUUAGUGUAUUCAUGGGAAUUCCAUAUGCUUUUUGUGUUUGAUAUAUGGUAUCCAGUUUGCGUAGUAUAUACUUCUCUGUAAUCCAGUUGCUAUUAAGAAUGAUUUACUUAAAAGAAAAGAGAAAUCUGCACCAUAGCCCCAUAUUUUGGUGUCCACAUGAUGAGCAGCUUAGCAUUUAGAAGCAGCAAUAAGUGUGAUACAAGCAUAGCGUGGAACUGUUAGCCUUUGACCUGUGAUUAUGCAAAAUCGAGUCAUCGUGCAGUUUGGCUUCUGUUUGCUUCGAAAUAUGUAGAAUUGUGGUUGAUGAUUAAUUUGCAAGAUUCUUCUAACUUUGAGAGGUAUAGUUUUGAAGGAAACAAUGUUUUUUAAAUUGAAGGGACUUAGAGAAUGACACAAUGUUACUAAUAUAAUUUGGCUUUUGUUAUGCAAAUUGUUAACACCAGCUAUUAAAAUAUAUUUUAGUAGAAAUGCUUUAAUUCAUAUUUUUUUCCUCUACACUGUGAAUCUUUAAGCCUUGGUGGACUAGAGCAACAUCGUGCUGCCCAAAGGACUAACCUAUGCAAACUAGUUCACAUUUUAGUGGAUGUCACAGCAAUCGUGUAAUAAGACAUAUUUCCCCCUGCAUAAUGUACAGUGGCAUUGAGCCUACCAUCACGUAUGUACAGUACAGUCACUCACGAAUCCUUCGAGGCUACCAUAAUCAUUGGUAUUAUUAUUUGUUUAAAAGUAAAUCACUGAUUUAUCUAUUAAAACUACUUGAACGAUGUCAUAACAAGAAUGAUGGGUGGAUGUGUCGGCCAUGGCUUCAGUGUGGUCACUGCAAAUGUUCUCCUAUGACAGAACUGCGUUUUCACAUGCACUUUUUUCAGGGUCUUAUUAUUCUGUGUCUUCUUUCUGUAUUUGUAAAACAUGAUAACGCUUUAAUUUCCUAUCUCUACACAUUCGGUUUGCUUAAAUAAAUGCAGGAUAUAACAAAA